Schizosaccharomyces osmophilus is the source of this 756-nucleotide messenger RNA. RefSeq names its product neddylation protein Dcn1 (gene dcn1). NCBI's taxonomy places the organism in Eukaryota, Fungi, Ascomycota, Schizosaccharomycetes, Schizosaccharomycetales, Schizosaccharomycetaceae. Gene Ontology annotation, cellular component: ubiquitin ligase complex. Gene Ontology annotation, molecular function: cullin family protein binding; ubiquitin-like protein binding; ubiquitin conjugating enzyme binding. The record is from RefSeq and is a predicted model, not a curated record. The transcript has a single exon. Bases 1 to 756 code for a protein of 251 amino acids. Gene Ontology annotation, biological process: positive regulation of ubiquitin-protein transferase activity; protein neddylation.
AUGAAACCAGAUACCCGUACACUUACAAGGGAAUUUAGCAAACUAACGAAUACUCCAUCUAAGACUGCACUCAGUUGGUUGAAGCAGUACGACUUCGACAUAGAUCUCGCUUGUCUUCAUUGGGCUGAAAAAGAAUCCAAAGCUGAGGCUGAAAAAAGAAUCCACCAGCUAUUUGACCAAUUCAGGUCUUUUGAAGAUGCCAACAUAAUCGAUUUUGAUGGAUCUGCAAAGUUAUUUGAGACUUUGGGUGUUUCCUUCGAAGAUCCAGAGACCUUGUUGAUUUCUUAUUUGCUCGAGUCCCCCAAUAUGGGUGAAUUUGAGCGGGAAAAGUUCGUUCACGGAUGCUCUACCCUAUGUGUGACCAACCUGUCCGAUCUAAAAAAUGUCGUUGACCAAAAGAUCACUCUCUGGAAAUCGGAUCGUACACUCCAAAAAGCCGUCUACAUUUACUCCUAUCCUCUUGCCUGUGAUAAAGGAAAGAAAACUCUUGGUACUGGAGUAGCAAUUGAGCUUUUGCAGGUCCUCUUAAAAUCGUUAUUUCUUUUGCUUGAUCACUGGGUCAAUUUCUUGCAAAGUUCACCGAUCAUCGAUCGGUCCUUGCCUAGAGACACUUGGAACGAAUUAUGGGAUUUUUCAGUUUAUACUGAGUCGUCCCCAGAUUGUUCAGAUUAUGAUUUUGAGGGUGCUUGGCCAACCCUUAUAGAUGAAUUUGUCGUUUACUACCGAAAACAUGUUUUGAAUAUUCCCGAACAGUAA